This is a messenger RNA of Drosophila sechellia, 2429 nucleotides long. Its product is annotated as tenecin-3. The coding region runs from base 2040 to 2330 and encodes 96 amino acids. The transcript has a single exon. The record is from RefSeq and is a predicted model, not a curated record. NCBI's taxonomy places the organism in Eukaryota, Metazoa, Arthropoda, Insecta, Diptera, Drosophilidae.
ACCAGAGUGCAGUGCAAAGGCGCUUUAAGUCAGCUCCGCCAUUGACUGGACUCUGCGGCAGGGCUUAAGCCCACUGAGAUCCAUAAGCGAUUAACCCAAUAUAGCCGGAAAGUUUUCAUAGGGAAUUGAACAUCAAAUAUACUAUAUAUAGUAUAGUAUCCAUUGGAAAAGAAAUACCUUUCUAAAGCAAAUUAAAGGGUUCCUAUUAGACCAGAUUUAAUAACAAAAUCUGGCAACUGAUGUUGCAUACCAAUGAUCAACAUAGCAUUAUUCAAUUGACUUCCCCUAGAUCCAGUGAUCUGUCGUUGUGGCCACCAGUGGGUUAAGCCAGCUGCCACAUGCGACUGGAGCAAGUGGGGCAAACUGGGCAACUGAGGCAACUGAGGCAACUGAGGCGAGUGGAGCAGGCAAAACAGCUCGCUGGGGAACUGUAAAUCACGUCGAGCGCAGAGCGCAAAUUGGUUAGUGAAACACAUGAACCAUUCAUCAGGAGGAAAAACGCGGGGAGGAGCAGAGGACCCGCACACUCACACACAUGAGCUGGCAGCCGACUAAAUUCGCGCUUUUGAAAAAUGAAAGCAACUGCAAAAGUACAGGAACACACGCAGAUUUGCGAAAGUAGCAAAUGUAAUCUGCAGGGGGCUAAAGAACGCGUGGAUUCGGAGCGGAAGAUGCAGGGAAAUCAUAUUAUCCUCAGGUGGAACUAGUUGCCCCUACCCGGAGGAACACAGAGAGAAAAUCACAUGCAACCAAGUAAUGUCUCGAUUGGUAGGAAAAUGUUUGUCCCUGAAAUCGAGUGCUUGUCUUAGAAUGGGAAAUCUCCUCACCAAUAAUCCCUAUACCUUCGAAUCCCAGAUUAUUUUCUGUGUGCACUAGCCACACAGCAGGCAGGAAGUUCUAUCCAACUUUGCUCAACUUGAGUCAAGUCACCGCUUUCUUCACUGAGCUCCUGCUUGCCUUCAUACCGUCUAGGAGCACAAAUUGAAAGGAAAACACAUCCUGGCUUCCUGAAAAGGCUGCAGCAGCGCAGGAGCAACAACAAAAGCGGAAAAAUCAGGAUGAGCUGCAGCGGCGCUGAAAUGCAGCAAAUGAAAUUUUCCAAGGCCGAAGCGAUCGAAGCGAAAUUGAAAAAGUAAUCAUAAAUAUUGCAUGCAGCUUGGUUGGGCUCUCCGCCAUCUAUUUUUUAGUUUUUAGUCGCUUUCAUUUUGCUGCUCUUUCCCCCCUUUUUUUGCCGAUUAAGCGGCGUAAAGUAAAAAAUAUGCAGGCGGCCCGGUUAAGUAUACGCCGCGUGAGCUCUGCAAAAUUGAGCCCGAAAUGCGCACAAAUGCCGCUUCAUGUCAUUCCAGGCUCAGAUCCGGAUGGAAAUGAGUCGGCGUGGCGAUGGCUUUCGGUUCGGAGAGUGAGGAUGCCAUAUUUACACGGCACUCCACUUCUAUAGGGAUGCCGCCGCGGGCAAGGAAUAUUCUAAAGCGCUUCGUGUGAAAAUAAUUUCACGGCGGAAAACAAGGUUACGGGGCUAAAGGCAGGUCUCACGACUUUUGGGUUAUCUAGUAAUUUGAAUAAGUAUAAUCCGCUUGAUAUUGUUGAGCCCAUUUCUAUUAGCUGUUAAAAUCGAUUAAAUGUAAAUAUUCGGAAGUAUUUUAAAAUCAAAUUGACUAUUUGACGUAAUUGUAGUUGAUGUUUACAUUUUAAGACCAAAGCGUUUCACAAUUACAAAAUAACAAUUGAAAAUUUCAUAAACAGAGAACACAAAACAAAUAUAGGUAACUGCUAGGUGACGCACUUUGGGUAAAUUAGUCACUGCUAAACAGUAAACAUUUUCCCCAAGCAUUCAACUCUCUUUGUGUCUGGUUUUCGGUUUUACCAAAAUACCGCAGACGUUUGUUUGAUUUCUGUGACGACGCCCCAGCAGCAGCUGUUUUUCAAGAAAUACGUUUGGGCCUAAUGGAAAAUUUGGACCAUAUAAAGGGGCUUUGGCUGUGGGAAGAGUCAUUACAACUCGAGUUUUCACACAGCAAAGCCAAACUAACAGAGAGAAAAUGCGUUCCUACAUUCUGAUUGCCCUCUUCGCCCUGAUUGCACUGGCUGCUGCUCAAGGCGGACCACAAGGUGGACAGCAGGGUGGCCAGGGAGGGCCUCAAAAUGGUCAGCAAGGAGGCCAGCAGGGAGGACCCCAGGGAGGACAACAGGGAGGCCAGCAGCAGGGAGGUCCUGGCGGUCCAUGGGGUCUGCCUCCGAAUGGAACCGAACUCUCCAACAGUACCACCUCCACUUCGACCACUGAGGCUAGCACCACUGAAUCCAGUUCCACUGACGUUUCCUCAUCAUAGGAUGCCCAACAAAAACUCUAGUAUUAAUCGAUCCUGUAUAUAGCUAUAAAAUACCUAACCAAAAUGUCCUAUUAAAUAUAUAAGCUUUAAAAGUGAAAA